CUUCAGCACCUCAGGUGUGUUUCAGUCCCCAGUCUCCUUUCAAACCUGCAGGACUUACGGGGCCUUGGCCGUUAUCUGCUCAAGCUGCUCUGCUUCUCCCUCCAAACCCUCGCCAUGUCAUACUUUGUCAGCCCGGAAUUUCUGCGAGUCCUGCUUCUCGGCUGCAUCACCUCGCUGCACAUGACAUGGCGACGGCUCGUCAAUCAGAUAGUUCCGGAACCCUAUCUCGACGAAUAUUUCCACAUCCCUCAGGCCCAGGCAUAUUGGCUCGGGAGGUGGUCGCAGUGGGAUCCUAAAAUCACUACUCCCCCCGGCCUCUACGUCUUUUCCUACGUCGUCAAUGCGGUCCGGGGCUUCUUCUCCAAAGAAGAACUGAGACCUUCUGUCAACGAGUGGAGAUUUACCAAUGUACUGUUGCUGUAUCUAUUGCUGGUCGCAUUGUACAUUCUGGCGGCCGUCGGGAGGAGGACUGUGUAUCAUGAAAGUGUUCUUCAGCGGGAGUUCAGCAUCAUCUGCUUCCCCUUGAUUUUCUUCUUCUCUGGCAUAUACUACACCGAUCUGUUCAGCGUUCUCACCGUGGUCCUCAGUGAGGUCUUUUGGAAAGCAGGAAUCAACUCGCAGGGACCCGUCAAGGUCCUCUUCCAAGCGUCACAUUUCGUGGCUGGGUUGGUGUCGUUAUCCGCCCGGCAGACGAAUAUCUUUUGGGUCGCGGUGUUUCUGGGUGGCCUCCAGGUCAUUGAAAGCGUUAAACAGAGAGUGGGCGCGCGCGAGGUUCACGAUCCUCCCGUGUCUGAAUCAUACUUUGAAGAUUUCCCCAUCACAAGCAUUUCUCUCGCCCAAUCUGCCGUCCCCAUGAUACCCCAACUCCUUCUCGACUUGUGGCCACAAUUAUCGCUCCUCGCCGUGUUCGCCGCGUUUGUCGUCUGGAACAGUGGCGUUGUCCUCGGAGACAAAGACAACCACAUUGCAACAAUCCACCUUGCCCAAAUGCUGUAUAUUUGGCCCGCAAUCGUCUUCUUUUCAUGGCCUGUUCUGCUACCGCUUUUCUCCGACCUCCGCGGUCUUCGUCGACGACUCCCCAGGAUCACCACGACAAUGAGCUUCCUCCUUCUCAUGCUCGCCGUCGUCAAAUUCAACACCAUCAUACACCCCUUCACCCUCGCUGACAAUCGACAUUAUACGUUCUAUGUCUUCGCUAUACUGAGAAAGCACGGGUUCAUCAGAUACGCAGUUGUUCCAGUCUACUGUCUAUGCGCGUGGAUGGUUCUGGGAAGUCUAGGAGGUGCGACGGACGCUGUAUCAUCGUCAUCAAAGUCCGCUCGCGUUCUGUACGGAGACGACACUGUGCGAGUGAGCUUCAUACUUGUCUGGCUUGUAGCCACCUCGCUGUCACUCAUAGCCGCUCCACUGGUGGAGCCUCGAUACUUUCUGAUACCUUGGCUGACAUGGCGGCUGGCUGUCCCGGAAUACAUCGCCCCGUCAGCAGAGAAGCGGAAGAGAUCGGAGCUGGAGACCAAGGGUUCUUCUCGAGAGACCAGUUCUCUAGAUGCCCCAUCAACAUCAGCGUUACAUGCGCUGCUAAGAACGGCUGCAGCGCAUUCUGCAUGGGUGGAAUUAGUGUGGUAUGUUGUCGUCAACGCAGUCACAUGCUACCUGUUCUUGUACAGAGGAUUCGAGUGGCCCCAGGAGCCGGGGAAUGUCCAGAGGUUCAUGUGGUAGUGCCCGUAUAACGACCUCUGCCCGGGUUCAGUCGAAGGAAGCAGAGGGAGAUGUAUACCAGCGGGAAACUUGGCGGUGCAAUAGUGGCAGCAAG
Messenger RNA from Cladophialophora immunda, 1813 nucleotides. RefSeq lists its product as uncharacterized. Gene Ontology annotation, biological process: dolichol-linked oligosaccharide biosynthetic process; protein N-linked glycosylation. NCBI's taxonomy places the organism in Eukaryota, Fungi, Ascomycota, Eurotiomycetes, Chaetothyriales, Herpotrichiellaceae. Gene Ontology annotation, cellular component: endoplasmic reticulum. The transcript has 2 exons. The record is from RefSeq and is a predicted model, not a curated record. Gene Ontology annotation, molecular function: dolichyl pyrophosphate Glc2Man9GlcNAc2 alpha-1,2-glucosyltransferase activity. Bases 115 to 1719 code for a protein of 534 amino acids.